UUCAAUAAAAAUGUCAUUUUUUAAUUUUUUGUAUCCAUACUAAAUCAUUUAUUACACAAACCCUGAACAUAUCAGUGCAUCGUUAUUUUCAGGACCGAGCCCAGAAGAGCAGACACGCAUGCGUCCUGACGCUCCGGGCAGGCAGCGAGAUGCAGUGCCGCCGCUGUGGCUCAGUGCGCCACGAGCAUCCAGAGCGCACGGUUACAAUGAGCUUCUCCAUCGGUCCGACUGAGAGCCAGCGUCAGUACCGACCUCCGAGCAGCAGACACACCGCCACCGACCCUAACCGACACCAACUCCGCCCGCCCGCAGCAGGAUGCCCGGGGGAAAGAGAGGGCUUGUGGCACCGCAGAACACUUUUCUGGAGAACAUCGUCCGGCGUUCAAGUGAGACCAGCUUCCUCCUGGGAAACGCCCAGAUUGUGGAGUGGCCUGUAGUUUACAGCAAUGACGGAUUCUGCAAACUGUCUGGCUUCCACAGGGCUGAGGUCAUGCAGAAGAGCAGCACAUGCAGUUUUAUGUACGGAGAGCUGACGGACAAGAAGACCAUCGACAAAGUCAGGCAGACGUUCGACAAUUAUGAGUCCAACUGCUUCGAGAUCCUGCUGUACAGAAAGAACAGAAGUCCAGUGUGGUUCUACAUGCAAGUGGCUCCCAUCAGGAACGAGAACGACAAGGUGGUUCUGUUCCUCUGCACGUUUAAGGACAUCACCCUCUUCAAGCAGCCCAUCGAAGACGAAACCACCAAAGGAUGGACCAAGUUUGCACGGCUGACACGUGCGCUCACCAACAACCGCAACACGCUGCAGCAGCUAGCGCCCAUAGGCAAACAUGAAGUCAGCCAUAAACAGUCCAGACUGGCAGAGGUUUUGCAGCUCAACUCUGACAUCCUCCCCCAGUACAAACAGGAGGCCCCCAAGACGCCUCCCCACAUAAUCCUACACUACUGCACCUUCAAGACCACCUGGGACUGGGUGAUCCUCAUCCUCACCUUCUACACGGCCAUCAUGGUGCCCUACAACGUCUCCUUCAAGACGAAGCAGAACAACAUUGUGUGGCUGGUGCUGGACAGCGUGGUGGACGUCAUUUUCCUGGUGGACAUCGUCCUCAACUUCCACACCACGUUCGUGGGGCCCGGCGGAGAGGUGAUCUCUGAUCCCAAGCUCAUCCGCAUGAACUACCUGAAGACCUGGUUCGUCAUCGACCUGCUGUCCUGCCUUCCUUACGACAUCAUCAACGCCUUUGAGAAUGUGGACGAGGGCAUCAGCAGUCUGUUUAGCUCUCUGAAGGUGGUGCGCCUGCUGCGCCUGGGGCGGGUGGCCAGGAAACUGGACCACUACCUGGAGUACGGUGCUGCCGUUCUGGUCCUGCUGGUCUGUGUGUUUGGACUGGUGGCCCACUGGCUCGCCUGCAUCUGGUACAGCAUUGGGGACUACGAGGUCAUUGAUGAGGCCACCAACACCAUCAAAAUGGACAGCUGGCUCUACCAGCUGGCCAUCAGCAUCGGAUCGCCUUACCGCUACAACGCCAGCGGUUCGGGCCAGUGGGAGGGCGGCCCCGGCAAGGACUCUCUGUACAUCACCUCUCUGUAUUUCACCAUGACCAGCCUGACAACCAUCGGCUUCGGCAACAUCGCCCCCACCACGGACGGAGAGAAGAUCUUCUCUGUGGCCAUGAUGAUGGUGGGAUCUCUGCUCUAUGCCACCAUCUUUGGAAACGUGACCACCAUCUUCCAGCAGAUGUACGCCAACACCAACCGCUACCACGAGAUGCUCAACAAUGUCAGGGACUUCCUGAAGCUCUACCAGGUUCCCAAGGGCCUGAGCGAGCGGGUGAUGGACUACAUCGUUUCCACCUGGUCGAUGUCCAAAGGCAUCGACACAGAGAAGGUCUUAUCCAUUUGUCCCAAGGACAUGCGAGCCGACAUCUGUGUCCACCUCAACAGGAAGGUGUUCAACGAACAUCCAGCGUUCAGGUUAGCCAGCGACGGCUGCCUGCGCUCGCUGGCCGUUGAGUUCCAGACCACCCACUGCGCUCCCGGAGACUUGAUCUUCCACGCUGGGGAGAGCGUUGACACCCUGUGUUUCGUGGUGUCGGGGUCACUGGAGGUCAUCCAGGACGACGAGGUCAUUGCCAUCUUGGGUAAAGGUGACGUGUUUGGCGAUGUCUUUUGGAAAGAAACCACCCUUGCACAUGCGUGUGCGAACGUCAGAGCACUAACGUACUGCGACCUCCACGUCAUCAAGAGAGAAGCCCUGCUCAAGGUCUUGGAGUUUUACACGGCCUUCGCCAACUCCUUCUCCCGCAACCUCAUCCUCACCUGCAACCUGCGCAAGCGGAUAAUUUUCCGCAAGAUCAGUGAGGUGAAGAAGGAGGAAGAGGAGAGGCAGCGAGCGAAGAACGAGGUGCAGCUCACCAUCCCGCAGGACCAUCCGGUCCGGAAGCUUUUCCAGAAGUUCAAGCAGCAGAAGGAGCUCCGCAACCAGGGAGCGUCUGCCGCCUCGCAGCUGGACCUGGAGAAGAACCAGCUGCAGGUGGAGCAGCACCAGCACCUGCACCCCCAAAGCCUGCAGCUCGGCCACUCCAGCCUGCAGCACUCUCUGCCGCUCAGCCUCCAGCGGCCCCACUGCUCCAUGCAGAACGGGGCCCCGCCCAGCAGCAGCGUGCUGACCGUGUCUCAGGUCACGCCCAUGCAGAGCUCCCUGGCGUACAGCCAUCCCAGCGAGCCUCCUGCCAAGCAGAACAACUGCGAUAUCUUGGAGCUGCAGCCCAGUUCUGCUGGAGCGGGAGGUGAACAGACUGUCAGGCUCAAGGUCAGCACGAGCCCUGCCCUGGGGAAGCCGCCCCCCAAGGCCAGCGGCUGGAUGCGCCUGAAAAAUAACAUGGCCCCAGUGGAGGCCAGGAAGGAGGGGAUGAACAACAACGUUAAGGCCGUUUCCGUGGAGAUGCUCUCUCAGGAGGGUAAAGGUCAGGAAGCAGGGCGUAGUGGGGAUAUAGAGGAGGGCGGGGUGUCCAGCAACAACCCCCUCCGCAAGACAGACUCCUGCGACAGCGGCAUCACCAAGAGUGAGCUGCGGAUCGACCGGGCGGGGGAGGCGCGGACCCCCGCCGCGGUCACCCCCCUCCUCCACAGCCCUCUCCCCGGAGGAGCGGGGUCUCCUCACCCUUUCUGCCCCAUCCCGGAGCAGGCCCUGCAGGCCGCGCUGCACGAGACCCGGCUGGAGCUCCGGGAGGACAUCCAGACUCUGGGAGGCCGUCUGGGCGCCCUGGAGAGUCAGGUAGCUGAAAUUAUCAAACUGCUGUCAGACAAGAGGCGGCCGUCCACGGGGCUGCCGUCCGCCUCCACCACCCCUAAAACCAAAAUACAACGUCAGGACAUUUUCACCGUUUCCAGGCCUGUUUCUCCAGACUCAGAGAAGGAUGAGGGGCUCUGAAGAGAGCUAAACCAGUGGUGUAGAGAGUGUCCUGGAGCCACAGUGAUCACAUGGCACAUUGUUCUACUAUGAUCACGAUUAUCAAUUCAAGGUUACGAUCGCUCUGUCAGAUUCAGUUACACCACUGGUCUCAAUUCUCUGAGAUUAUAAAAGAAAACUGGCUUCUUUAACAUUUGCACACAGACUUUUACCUCCAGGUCAUGUGAGAGUCCUCGCUCCACAGUGACCUGGAUCCCGUUUUUUUGAUUGUACAUACCUCUCUAUGCAUGUCCAGCUGGAUUCUGGCCUGCCAAAGAAACAACAACCGAACGUACUUAUUGCCUGUAUAUUAUGCAGUUGACUGCAUGCAAAUGGAAUUUAAAGAGACAUUUUAUUGAGCUACACUGUACAUAUGAAUAUUUUUCAUUGAUAAUUUACUAUGUGGACAUUCAGGGUUUGCAUACUGGUAGCACUAUAAACAUUAAAUAACAAAAAGGGUUUACUGGCAAAGGGAUUGUGCAUGGAUUAUUUAUGAAUAGAGAAAUUGAACGGGAUGAAGUUUGUUUUUUUGUUUUUUUUGUUUUUUUUCUUCUUUGCCUGUGAGAUGAAAUAGAAGUUUGAUUCUGCUCUCACCUCCUCGCCCUCCAAGAACACAGAUUGCCAUAUGUGAAGAAGCAGCAUCCCUAAACACAGGGAGGGAACUUCCUGGUUUGAGGUAAAUCUUUUUUAUAUUUGUUAGUGAUUUUGCUUCUUAUAAUAAUUUCUAUUUUUGAUUACUGAAAUGUCCUUGGCCUCAUUUUGACUUCCGGUAAACCCUUAAAUGUUUAUUUUGUUAGAAUCCUCCUUGUGUCUAUGCAUUGCUCGGGUACGCCGCUAGAAUAUUCUGAAUAUUAAUACCUUUGUUAUCAUGUCGGUGAAUGAUUAUUUUUUUUGUUCCAUUCCUCUGCAUGAAUCAGGGAUGGCAGAACGCACUUUGGGUAAAGCUGGGAUGACGAGAAAGCUUUGGGGAAAUAACACGGAGUUUAGUUCACACAAAAGUCCACUCAGCACAGUGACAUGUAAUCCCGCAGCCCCAGCACCACCACCACCACCACACACGGCAGUCUUAACAAGCGAGCGUCUCACUGAGGCCCGCUCUCAAUUCCUUUAGGGACCGCAGCUUCGCCGCCAAAAGCUCGAGUAAUAAAAAAAUGGAAUACUGUACUUUUUAUGAUGAUAUCAGUUUUCUACAUCCGCAUGCAAAGGAGUAGUUUUAUGCUCCAGCACAUAUACGUGUGUGUGUGUGUGUGCAUACAUAUACACAUGCGUACACGUGCACAGUGUGACGGCGUCUCUUGAUGUGAAGCCUGUCGGCCCGGGGAGACUUGUGCUCCACAGAAGUCAGAUCAGUGGGCUUUUCAGGUCUUGUGAGACUCAGACGCUGUCCCUCCUCGCCCUGCAGUUCAGCAGCACUCGUCCCGUGACGCUCAUACACAUGAUCAUAUUUAAUAAGGCAGAACAAGAAGAACACAGAUGUACAGUAGCCAUCAUGAAAGCCUCAGUUGGUAGAUUUAGGUCAUUCCUGCUUCAUAACUUUACCCACAGUGUGGAGUGAACAGACAGGUGGCAGAAAACGAGCUGAUGUGACAGAAAAUACAUCAGCAGUCAGAUGUGACUGAGAGGGUUCAGGUCAUGUAACACACCUUCUGGUGGCCAUAUUGGAGGCCAUUAGCUCUCGGAUCACCAAACAGCUGGUUGGAUUUUAUGCUUUUAUAACACAGUCAACAGUUGAGCUGCAACAGAACAUGAGGAGGGAGAAAAGGGCCCUCAUCAGAGUCUGACAAGGAUGUUGCAGAUCACAGUCAGCACGUCAAACCCCAAGGCCACCAGGGUGCGCAGGGUGGUUGCAUUGCUAAACACUGGGUUUGACUGUCUCAGUUGAAGUGUGCUGGUUUUGUUGGAUAUUGUUGGACUUGGCUGAUUUUGAUGCCACUGCACGGUGUUUGUACAGAGAGAGGAUCAAAGGAUCAGAGUCCACAGCGUGGCCCAUCCGACAGAAAUAUGGUUGCAGAAAAGAGAACUGGUAUAUGUAACUGUGUCAGCACUUCACAUGGUGGCCAUGAUGGAACAUUGAAGUAGUUUCACAGGAUCUACGAUGUCCUGCGUGACGAUGCACAGUCCCCCCCAGUUCUGACAUCAGGAAGGCACGGGAAGGAAAGGAUGUGAGAGGUACUUUAUUUGAAACCUAGUAAUGUGUCAUUCCUGGCCCCUCAUGCUCACCAAAAACCUCACGUUGUGAUUGAUUAAUGUUUGAUGUGUUGUCUGACAUAUCUGCUUUGAAGGCAUGAAGGCAUUUUGAUGAUCGAGUCUGAAGAAGCAGCCAUUUCAGAAGACGAAUACUUCUCAGCGUAGAUAUGUGUGCAUGAAAAAGAACCGAUGAGGUAAAUGUCAGUGCAUCUGAAAUUUUAAAAGCCUAUUUUUAAUGAUCGCCACUGCAAGUGAACACAGUCUCUUUGUGUAGUUUUUCACUCUGGAAAAAAAAGUGUAAAUUAAAACAAAACAUUGUCAUUUACAUUUUCCUGGCUUUCCACCAACUUUCCACCAAACCACACGCUGCCCCGAAAUUUAAGCAUCUGUUUUGCAUCCUGGUUGAGGCCGAUCAUGAUGUUAGACAUGCUGAUUUGUGUCUCUCUGCUGCCAGCAGACUGGAAAAUGAGGAUUAUUACUUUGUAAUUUUAAUUAGCAUAAAAUCACAGCAGAUGAAGACGAGUUUAAACGAGAUUUCUGUCACUGUAUGCUAAUCAGGUUUUUGCUUUGGAACAUUUUGGAGAGGAAACUGUUUUAAUGGCUUCUCCUCUGCAAAUGACAAUAGUUUUAUUUAAAUGGGAUUUUCGUCCUGUGCACGCAGCUCUGUUUUCUGCACCAACCUGCUUCACGCUCACAAUCGGCGCAGCCCCUCGUUCGCUCUGCUGUCGGCCCCUGAGCAGAUCCCCUGCAAGGAUCAGGGGUAAGUGCCUUGCUCAGUGGCACCUCAGCAGCAGUUUCAGGCAGUUUGGAUUGAUGCAGAAGUUGAUUUACUGGAAGGCUUUGAUGAUGGCUACCACUGUACCUGUGUAGAGCAGCACAUACCAGUAUGCUUCAUAUCUUCUAACAUGUCACUUAUAGCGAAUAUCGUGCAAAGCUAUGCAACACUUGAUUCUCUUACAGUUCAAAAGAGGCCGUUUCUGAUCAGUUUAUUUUGUCUAUAAGCGCCAGGAUAAAGGUAAUUACUGCAAAUAUAUCUAUUGGAGGGAUUGAGGGUUUGUUUGCUUGUGUACAUAAGAUCAGAUAUCAGUUAUUUAUAUCCACCAACUAACCCUGAGACCUAAAGCUACCAAGUGAUAAGUUAAAAUCAAGAUGAGCUGAAACUUUUUCCCCAGUGGAUGAAUCCUAACGACUUUGAUGAGUUUUCAUGUUAUAACUUUAUUUUUUACAGCACUUUUCCAAAAAGAAGUGCUUUACAGAGACAUAAACCAAGAAACACCAGAUACAAGUAAAAUAGAUGAAUAGGACAAAGAUCAUACAGUAACAUAAACAGAAUUGCACUAAGAUAGUGUAAUUCUAAAAUAAUGUGUAUUUAAUAAGAGGUGUUCAAACAAAAACAGAGCUGGUCUGUCUGAUCUCCUCCAGCAGGCUGGUCCAGAGUUGAGGGGUCAUGACUCCAGAAGUCCAGUCUCACCGGUCAGACCGGAUCUCAGGCUGCACUCAGGCUUGUAUGGGGUUGGCAGGUCGGAGAUAUAGACAGGGGCCAAUCAAUCCCAUACAUGUCCUAAGAGUCAAUCCAUUCUAAAACAUAGUUACAGGUAGCCAGUGUAGGGAUGCCAAGAUUUGGGGUUAUGUGCGUUCUUCAGUUGUAUCUUGUGAGAAGUCUUGCUGCAGCACUCUGGACCAGUUCAAGCUUGUACAGGUUGUAUUGACUCGCAGCGUCACCAACAGGUCAAGGUGCUUUUCUUUUUCCAACUCCUGCAACACUUGAGUUCUUGACAGGAGAUCUCUGAAACCAAUGACCAAAGUCCAGUCAGGUAGUCAACGCUAAAUAUCAACAUGUUCAUAUUAAAUAGCUAACAUGCUAACUGUUAGCAUCUUAAAAUGGCCACUUUUCGAUUUCAUGGAUUUUCCCUGUGGCGCCCCCCUCUGGUCAAACUUAGACAAGCUAAACAGACUAAAACAGAAAUACUGAAUUAAGAUCAUUACUGGAUUUAUUGUGAUACAAACAAUAGUUUCUCACAGUCAUGAGUAAUAUAGAAAUGUCCUCUCUUCCCUCAUUUAAAUUGCAUGAAACUUGAGGUAGAGGUCUUUACAAGUAACCAAGGCCAAUUAUAUUCAUUAACAGUUGGGGGGGGGGUCACGUGUGACAUGAUGCAUCAUCACAGGAGUGAUGAAUAUGUUUAUGUGGUAUUCAUAUAAGGAAAAUUACAUGUAUUACUACCCUUUUCGACCAGAUUGGUGGACUUACAUGUUACUUACAGUGUUGGAAUUCUCUUUCUUAGAUCUGCUCUAAUUAUCUUUGCGUGUUUCAGACUGGGUCUCGUGUUUGAAAGUUAUUUAUGCACGAUGGAUUCGGGUACGUUCUUCGUGGGUCUGUUAUGGAUCAGGGCCAAAAUGUUUAACCUGUGAAGACUUCUACGCUCCAGCAAGCUUGACGAUGAUCCCUCCUGUGGUUGACGAUGGCGGGUGUGCAUGUUUUUACUGUAUUUCCAGUUGAGUUUGAAACAAUAAUUCUUCCCAUCUUAUAUCUCACAUCAGGUUUUAUGAGACCUCUAUCACAGACAAGUUGGUCCAUAGUAGCAGUGGCAGCCUGUAUCUGUGAGGAUCUGCAGAUGGAAGUGUGCAGUGAAGUAUUGUGCCCCACUUCAAUGAUGUUUUUGUAGUUUGACCAACUGGGCACAACACACUUGGCUCUCUGUCACUCAGCGACAGAGACUGUUCUCUGAGAGACGUUAAAAAGCUUUUUGGGAAACCAGGAAAUCACUGAUGCACCAAACAUUAGAGAUUUAUGUGUCUCUCUAGACCUGAAAAGAUUAUCUGAGAUGGAUUUUUCCUUUUAAAGAUAUCUGCAGAUGUUCGUUUGAUUCAUGCUGCUGGUGGCCUGACGAUGCAGCUGGUACUGAGCUCAUAUCAUGAUGGAGCUGAACUGCACUGAAACAGAAACAGAAGCUACAAUACGGGAUGUGGGGAUCUGGUUGUUUUGUUUCGUUUUCUGCAAUUGUAAAUCUUUUAAAACAUGGAAAUUAUCAAAUUGAUUCUAUGAUCUUUCAACGUUAUGAAGGAAAAAAAUUUUCCUUGAAUGGCAUUUCAGAAACAAAGCAUGCAUCUGAAGAAUGUGUCAGGUAUACACCGGGAUUCUCCCAGAAUCUACAGUCUGAAAAAUGUAAGAGUAGAUAUCAACAGAGCAGAGAGCAAAAUCCGUCAAAGACAGAAGAAAAGCAUGUUGGCUUCCACAGAAACGUGAAUGUAGAUUGGAGCGUCCCCCUAACUGCUCCCGCAAAUCACAAAUAACUGGAGCAAAUCUUCACCAGAGCGGCUGCACGCCGUCAGAACCUCAGACCAGCAAAGAGAGAUAUUAUCUUUAUUUUUACUAUUUUACAAAAACUAUAUAUCAUAUCUAACAAAGAUUUAUUAAAAGAAUAAAGAAGGAUAUACUGAUAUCUGAUUACAUGGAUCUAGUCAGAAAUUUUUCUUUAAGUCAAGUUCAUUGAUGAAAGAAAUUCUAGUUUUCUGGAAAAAGUAAAAGUAACAUGUUUAACCCGAGAGUCUGCAACUCUCUAACAGAUGAAGCCAUCUAAGAAGUUUUCUCUGCAUCCUCGCUGCUCUUCUUUAGUUCUUUAGUUCAGCUCUAAGUCUUCAGAAGGGACACUGGAAGACUUGGAACUCUAGUGUUGGGUAAGAUUUGAACAUUUUAGAUUACCAUUUGCAUUUUGUUAAGUGUAACAUUCAAGAAAGAAACUGUCAGCUGUAAGGAAGUGUACCACUGGAAUAAUAUGAUAGUUUCACAGUUGGUUUGUUUUUAAUCAAAAUUGAUCAAAUUUUAAAAAGCUAAUAGAAGUGAGUGAAUUAAAAUGUAAUUUAAAUGAUGCAUUAUAGAACAAUAAAGUUUAAAGUUACAUUUAAAAAAGUUUGUGAUUCUAUUUACCAGUAUGUCCACCUUUCAAAUUACAUCAUUUGCUGCUUUAAUAUAUACAGUUUGCUUUAAUUUAAAGAUGUGGAUGCAGCAUCCAACCUAAAGCAACAUCUGGAGCUCCAGCUGUGCCAGCUACUGUGUUCACAGCUCAAUCCGAGCUUCUCAAUUAUUCAUUUAUCAUUUAAAGACAGAUCUAUAAAUCUUAUACAUUUUUACUUCAUGUUUUACAAUACAUUAUUUAAAUGUUAUUAAUUAAAGUGUAUUCACUCCGGUGGUGCCAUCCAGCCUCCGUACGUUACAACAUUCGCUGCAGUAUUGUGACGGACGCAGCCUUCGGAAGCUGCUCUGACUCAUCUGGAGAUUUAGUGCCGUGCAAGAUUUGGCCACAAUCCACAAUGUGAGAUUAGCUGUACAGUGACUCUCCUUUUCAAAUCUACCAGUCUAGAGAAAUACUCGCUCAGCAGUCUGAGGUGCAGGACGGGGGACUCCUCCGAUGGCUUCAGAGUUUUCCUGUCACUGAAAUUGCCGGAAACUUUUGCGGCUUGUCGGGUCACGUGAGGAGCCACGAGCAGCUGAGAGCUCCUCCUCUUUUUUUAUUAAUUUGACAAGAGAAUGAAGGGCAACUCCUCCUGUGAUCUGAGCCCUACACACACACACACACACACACACACACACACACACACACACACACACACACACACACACACACAUACACACAUACAUACACACACACACACACACACUUACACAUACACACAUACAUACACACACUUACUUUUCAGCACAGGCUUUUUCAGCUUUGCCACUUGAAUGUACAACAACCCUCCUCCCCAGCCCGGUCCUCACUCUGCUCUCCCAGCAUUUUCUCUGGGAGUGCCGAUGUUUUUUCUUUACAUUUAGAGAAAAGUCUCCCCUUUAUACUUUCUGAGGAGUCCUCUCUCUCUCUCUCUCUCUCCUUUUCUUUCUCUCUGUUGUUCACUUUCCGUCUUGAAACUAGUAGGAGGUUCUCUUCUGUCUCAUCUCUCUUUGAAAAACACCUCCGCCCUCUUUCUAAGGCCUCCUCUCUAUCCUCCACCUUCACCCCUCUGAUCCUCUUCUCUCUUUGUCCUCUUCCCCUCUCUUUGAUCUCCCUCACUCUCUCCUCCUCAGCAUGCUGAUGAUGUACAGUCUGUCUGCGGCGUGCCGACUGACUGACACCAUGAAUCCACCUCUCUGGGGACAGGCAGGCACGGCCGAGGGGGCUUCAUUUAUUAAAAUUAUCCUUUGGCUUGAUUCGAUUCUGCAAAAUUGUAUUGAAGAUGACACUACAAGGAAUGGAAGUCAUUUCCUGGGUAGUGAUAGAAUUUUUUUUAUUGUUUCACUUAUCUCUGCAAAUUGACGCAACCUGCAGGAUUUUCUCACCAGGAUUAAUUUUUCAUCAGUCUCAGCUUUGGUUCAGAUUUGGUCAUGAAACUGGAUGAUUUUAAUGAACGGGGCCCUUUCGGAAAAGCUCUUCUCUUUUUUCUACUGGAAUGUUCUCAAUUUCUACUGUUUUUGUUAAAGCAAUGGUUUGGAGCAGCACUGAAAUCCCACACUGACUCAUGUAUUGUUUUACAGUUGCACCUAAACUGUAGUGUCAGAAUAAUAAACAGCCGUCUGGGAUACUCUC
Molecule: messenger RNA, 11199 nt
Organism: Seriola aureovittata
Lineage: Eukaryota; Metazoa; Chordata; Actinopteri; Carangiformes; Carangidae
Gene: kcnh5b
Product: potassium voltage-gated channel, subfamily H (eag-related), member 5b
Exons: 13
Coding region: 317-3433 (1038 amino acids)
Biological process (GO): potassium ion transmembrane transport; regulation of membrane potential
Cellular component (GO): membrane
Molecular function (GO): voltage-gated potassium channel activity
Source: RefSeq, a predicted model, not a curated record